This is a messenger RNA of Ahaetulla prasina, 699 nucleotides long. Its product is annotated as pro-epidermal growth factor-like. The transcript is spliced from 7 exons. The record is from RefSeq and is a predicted model, not a curated record. Gene Ontology annotation, molecular function: calcium ion binding. The coding region runs from base 1 to 699 and encodes 232 amino acids. NCBI's taxonomy places the organism in Eukaryota, Metazoa, Chordata, Lepidosauria, Squamata, Colubridae.
AUGGAGCGAGUGGUGAGAAAAACGACAACCUUGCAGUUUGGCAGGGAAAAGCAAAUGCAUGGCUUCGUUCAGUGGAUCAAGGAACCACGUCCGCUGACCUUGCUGGAUGACCAAGCCGUGGUCAUCGCCGACGAGGUGGAGAAGAUGGAGAUCAGCGGUUUGACGGAGUCCAGUUUUGGUUACAUCCGAGCCCUGGUUUACGAUUUCCACCCAGAGAUUCCUGGACGUGUUUUGGUAGCUGAGAGGCUCUUCUUAAUAAAGAAAGACGUCAGCAAAACCUGCGAGGGAAGCCGAGGAGAAAGGAGCUGCCGUUGCAACCCGGGGUUCGAAGGAAGGGGUGUGCAUUGUGUCGACAUCGACGAAUGUACCAGAGGCAGCCACAACUGCAACCGAGACGCGUUGUGUUUGAACACUCUGGGCUCCUACGUUUGCGCCUGCCAGAGUGGCUUCGUGGGCGACGGCUCGCGCUGUACAGCCAAGAGCACCUGGUCGCCAUGGUCACCGUGGUCCCCCUGCUCCGUCACUUGCGGCAUCCAAAACCAGAUGCGUAUUCGCGAAUGCACCCACGAGGAGAGCGGGAUGCGCUGCCUGGGCCCUUCAGCUGACCUCAAGGGGUGCCCCAACCUGCAGCCUUGUCCCAAUGGCUCCAGGCCUAAAAUCCAUCGCUUUUUGGCCAAGAAUCGGUGGCAAUACAGGUAG